UUUAUUUCUGGCAGCUUUAAUCUUCUUGGUCAUUCGUUGCGCUCCAUGUUAUUAACUAUUCACACACAUAAAGAAAUAAAAAAAUAUCCAAUUCUAACAUCAGAUUUUGCAGAGAAUUCUUCGCAUAUUGAUUCAUUGAACAAAAGCCGUACGGUAUCCGUUACUUCCUAGAAUAGUUAUGUGCUACCUACCUGCAUGUAGUUCACCUCGCUCGGCAAUCUACUGAUCAUUCGUUUGUUUCUUCUUCCUCACACAGGUAACGAAUGGAACGGCCACCACGUCCUCCGACACGAUGAACGACGACAACUAUUCAACCACGACGGAGCUGCUCCGCAUCCCUGACCAAACCAGCUCGGACGGGGACGAUCGCAGCAGCGUAAUCGUACAGCUGAAGGCGGGCUCCUCGGCAACCCUUCCGGCCGGAAUCGGUGGCAAGAAACGUCGAACUACUGCCGCCGCCGGCGGCGUCAACGCCCUGGACGGGGUCAUCAGCACCAAGAACCACCUGAAGCUAGUCAGCAAGGAGCUCGAGUGGGAGCGUCGCUUCCGGGACGAUCAGCUGUCGCGGAUACUGAAGGCGCUGAUCUACUUCGAGGCGCGACUCCAGAGCGAACACAAAGCCAUCCGGCAGCAGCUGCACGAGAAGGAUGACGUCAUCAACCGGCAGAGCGACACGAUCAACCGGAUGAAGCGGAAGCUGGGCGAGGACAGUGGGGACGGCGGUGAGCUGCCCGAGGUGGCGCAGUUUUGUCCGCGGUGUCGCAAGAACUACUACGGGGUGGAGUUCCGCUGCAGUGGAACGCAGACGGCGGAGUACCGGGAGGAUGGUCGGGAGAGUGUGAAUACGGAGAACCUCUCGCUGAACAGCGUCGAGUACGCCUCGUCGAGCGAGGACCAGGACUCGUCGCUGUACGUGCUGCGCGCCAACUCGUUCAAGGACGCGCGACGGAGCCGCAAGUACACCAGCAAGCGCUCCUACCAGGGCUACUCGCGGCCAUCGCGGCAGUGCAGCUUCAAGAGUACGGCGAGUAGCGUCAGCAAUAUGGGUGUCGGCAGCGGAAAGCCUCCGAUUGACGGGAUGGCUGGUGGUGGCGCCGAGUGCAACGAAACUUACGAAAACAUCGAACCAAAUACGAAUGUGCCUAAAAUUGUGAUUUACGAGAAUUAUGAGAGCGAUAAGGAGAACAAGGAGGGCGGGAAUAACUACGACGUGGUGGAGCCGAGCUAUUCGAACCGGAUGGACUCGAUGCACGGGAUAAAGGGGGCGCCCUGUCCGAGGAUUCUGGAGGACGGGACGGAGACGGACGGGGCGCGGACGGAUGGGGAAGACGGGGAGUACAACACGCGGAAGUACACCGAGGGGAUGGAGAUGAAGCAGACGAUCGAGACGAAUGACGACUGGUACGCGAGUGCGAGCGACAUGGAGGACUCGGACACGGCGCUGGGGAAGCCGUACAGCAACGCGGCGGUCAAUCCGGUGCUGGAAUGUGUGAACCAGAUACUUCUCCAGCAAUCGAUGGAUGGCUUUGGAGAGACCAACAAAGACCCGUCGUCCAGCAACGCCGAGGACGAUUUGUACAUCAAGGCGCAGGAACCGCCGAAGGAACCUUCCGCGGUACGCUCAAAGCGGGUCCACUUUUCCACCCAGAACAGCAUGGUGCAGGUUCCUCGGAUCAACCUGCAGCCAUCGCCGGCGCCUCGUAAGGACGACAAGGGCUCACCAACGUACGAGAUCCAGAGCAUCUACAGCAACGAGUACGAACCAAUUGGCUCGGAGCAGAACUCAUACUCGAACUAUUACGUGGACAUGGAAUCGAAGCUCGGUUCGGAGGAUCGCGAGCGGGAGCUGGCCGCGGCGGAGAAGCGCAAGGUACCACCGGCACUGCCACCAAAGCCGGCGAAUCUGCUAAAACUGCAGCAAAUCUCGAAGCAGCAGCGACUGGUACAAAUCAACAAGACGUCCGUGGCGAAGAGUUGUGCCAGCGAUAUCGCCGAGUCCGAACCAGACUACUGCUCGAUCAGCGAGAUUCAGGACUCGGUCAAGUGUGUUCAGAUCGUGGCGGAGAUCCACAAGGAGGCGUGCGAGGAUGACUACUCGGUGGUCGACGAGGAGAUGGAGGAGGACGUGGAAAGCAAGAAGAGUGCCGAUCCGGAAGAGUCGUUUGCCGAUGUGCCGAAGCUGCCGAACGUGGCGGAGAUCGUUCCGCCGAAGAAGGAAAGCGGAGGGAAGUUCAUCAGUCAGGACAAUUACAUCACCAAGUCGAAUGGGGGAACGCCGGUUAAGGUUACGCCGACGAAGAAAGACGGCGAGUUUCGAGAGCAGCUGUCGGAGAUCAUUGCCGAGAUCAACAAGCAAUCCCCAGCGAUUAGGAACGCCUCCAAGAAGCACGUGCCGGUGAAGGAUCUUGGAAUGGGCUUCCGGAAUGCUAGCAAUAUCCCAACGCUCGGUUUCCAGUCCAAGCUGAAACCGGUUGAUAAGAUGAGUUUCCUCAGCAAAAUGAACUCCGGAUCGGUUUCGAACAUCAGCUUGAACGCCAAGAUCAACGGUUCACUACCCAAGCCAGCUCGACCACUCGCCCUCAAGUCAAACCUGCAGCUGAAACCUCUCAGUACAAGCCUGAACUCGUCGGGCAACUUGAACUCGCUCGUGCCGGGCAGCCCCAGCAAGACGGGCACGUUCAUACCAAAUCUAAGGUCACCCAGCUCGCAAAAUGGCCACUCCCCCACCAAAACAUCGCCACUCAAGAAGCCGACACCGGUCAUCAUCGCCGAAGACAGCAAAUUACCCAUUCAAGCGGAGUUUGAUUGGUAUAAUUUGGACGCCGAGUACGGCAAGUCUAACAACCAGCCCGACAUCAUCAUCGAGGCGGAUCCGGUGCCACCGGGCGACGAACCACCGCUAGAAACCGACGACAAACUCGAAGAAGACUCCGCCAACGGGCACAGCUCCGAAGCCAGCGGCAGUGACCUCGAAAACGUCGAGUACAACCUGGACGAGGCGUACAAAACGCUGGCCCCGCUCGUGCAACCUCCGGACAUCAUCCAGCAGAAGACCAGCCCGCCCACGACCCCACUCAAGAACGGCAAGAUCCCGUACAACAGCCUCUCCUUCAAGGAGCUGAUGGCGCUCAACGAAACGCCCAAGAUCGAGAAGAUCAGCGCGGCCGCGACGGACGCCGCCAACGGGAACUACGAGCACUUCCUGGACGAUUCCGGCCUCUGCUCCAAGCCGAUCAUCCUGCCCCGCAAGAAGCGCGUCUACUACUCGGGACCGUUCGUCUAAACUGCCUUUCUUUUUACGCACUUAAGUUGUUACAUUAGUUGUUAGUAUUACCCAGUGCCGAUCGCAUUAAGGUUCGCAAAUCACGUAAUUGGUGUGAAAUUAGUUCAGUAGCUCAAUGAAAUGUCUCCCGGCCCGGUCCGGUGUACAUAUAAAAAGAGAAAACCCAAUUUGUAAUUCAAUCUCCAUAUUUGCUGCGCGCGUGUGACGCUGCGGAGCGCAAAAUUCCAAAAGUCCUAAUUUGCAUACACGCGGCCGAAGUUGAUUUGGGUUGCCGAAUAGCAUCACGGCGCGUUGGCCGGCCUUGACAGGUAUGCGGCCACGUGUGGCUAUCCACGACCAGAAUGAGGGAUCGAGUAAUUAGGAUUAACUCGGAUGUAAGGGGUUUCGAGUGAGGAGGGGCAUUAUUUGCCAUUUCAAUUAUGUUGCG
This is a messenger RNA of Culex pipiens pallens (northern house mosquito), 3710 nucleotides long. RefSeq lists its product as uncharacterized. The transcript is spliced from 3 exons. Bases 293 to 3283 code for a protein of 996 amino acids. The record is from RefSeq and is a predicted model, not a curated record. NCBI's taxonomy places the organism in Eukaryota, Metazoa, Arthropoda, Insecta, Diptera, Culicidae.